This is a messenger RNA of Acytostelium subglobosum LB1, 1746 nucleotides long. RefSeq lists its product as hypothetical. The coding region runs from base 1 to 1746 and encodes 581 amino acids. Gene Ontology annotation, biological process: protein dephosphorylation. Gene Ontology annotation, cellular component: protein phosphatase type 2A complex; cytoplasm. The transcript is spliced from 4 exons. The record is from RefSeq and is a predicted model, not a curated record. NCBI's taxonomy places the organism in Eukaryota, Evosea, Eumycetozoa, Acytosteliales, Acytosteliaceae. Gene Ontology annotation, molecular function: protein binding; protein phosphatase regulator activity.
AUGGAAACGGAUGACAAUCAUCCAAUUUCGAUAUUGAUCGAGGAGUUGAAGAAUGAUGAUAUUCAAAUACGUUUGAAUUCUAUACGUAAAUUACAAUCAAUCGCCAAGUCAUUGGGUCCUGAUCGAUCCAGGAGUGAAUUGAUUCCCUAUCUCCAAGACUCAGUGCUUGAGGAUGAGGAUGAGGUGUUGGUGGCAUUGGCUGAGGAGUUGUGCAUGUUGACAGAGUUGGUUGGAGGCAAUGAUCAUGCCACAUGUUUAUUGUCACCGUUGCAGAUGUUGGCUGGUGCCGAGGAGGUGAUCGUUCGUGAGAAGGCUGUGGAGGCAUUGUGUAAGAUUGCACAGGAUCUGCCACAGACUGCAUUUGACAAUGUGUUCCUGCCACUACUACUCAAUCUAUCCAAAGUGGAAUGGUUCACAUCACGCACCUCUGCAUGUGGACUACUCAAUGUAGCAUAUCCCAGGUCAUCAACAGAGAUGAAGAAGAAUCUUAGGAAGACAUUUAGUACUUUGUGCCAUGAUAAUACACCAAUGGUUAGACGAUCGGCGGCCACAUACCUAGGUACAUUCUCCAAACUGAUUGAGAAGGAAGCGGUAAAGACAGAGAUGUUACCAUUGUUUAUAUUCUUGGCAGGUGAUGAACAGGACUCUGUUAGACUAUUGGGUGUGGAGAACUGUUCGACAAUUGGAUCAGUAUUGACAGCUGAGGAGAAUAUACAUCAUAUUCUACCUAUACUUAAAUCAAGUGCAAAUGAUAAGUCUUGGCGAGUUAGAUAUAUGGUGGCGCGUCUGUUCAAGGAACUUUGCGAGGCGAUGGGUCCCGAGAUCACCAGGUCGGAGUUGCUCGGCUGCUUUGUCAAACUGCUAAAGGACACUGAAUCAGAGGUGCGAACAGAGGCAGCACAGCGAGUGACCGAAGUGUCCACAUUCAUAUCCAAGGAUAUGUGCGCAAAGAUCAUCCUGCCCUGUGUGAAAGACCUGGUGACGGACCCGUCACAACAUGUGCGCGCAGCUUUGGCUCAGUCGAUCAUGGGCCUGGCACCGAUAUUGGGCAAAGAAGACACACUCAAUCAUCUGUUAAACAUAUUCCUACAGCUUCUAAAGGACGACUUCCCCGAUGUGCGUCUCAAUAUCAUCUCCAAGCUGGACACGGUCAACCAGGUCAUUGGCAUCGAGAUGCUUUCACAGUCCCUGUUGCCUGCCAUCGUCGAGCUUGCCGAGGACCAGCAAUGGAGGGUGCGUCUUGCGAUCAUUGACUAUAUACCACUUCUGGCUUCACAAUUAGGCGUGGAGUUCUUUGACGAGAAGCUUGGCAACCUUUGCAUGACCUGGCUGGGCGACCCUGUAUUCUCAAUCCGAGAAGCAUCCACCAACAAUCUGCGAAAGUUGACUGAAGUGUUUGGCGUUGAAUGGGCCAAGACCAGCGUCAUUCCCAAGGUGCUCACACUACACUCACAUCCCAACUACCUGUAUCGCAUGACCACGUUGUUCUCCAUAGGUGUGCUGGCACCAGUGGUUGGCAGUGAUGUUAUAUCCAGCUCAAUGGUGCCACUACUAUCAAAGAUGGCCUCGGACAAGGUACCCAACAUCCGAUUCAAUGUGGCCAAGACAUUCGAGUGCAUCAUACCCUACAUCGACAGCACACUUGUACAGUCCAAAGUGCGACCACUGCUUACCAAGCUCCAGAACGAUGAUCAAGACAAAGAUGUAAAGUUCUACGCCAACCAGGCACUACAAAAGUGUUGUUGA